Actinia tenebrosa (Australian red waratah sea anemone) is the source of this 2171-nucleotide messenger RNA. RefSeq lists its product as uncharacterized. Gene Ontology annotation, biological process: proteolysis. Lineage: Eukaryota; Metazoa; Cnidaria; Anthozoa; Actiniaria; Actiniidae. Gene Ontology annotation, molecular function: metalloexopeptidase activity. The record is from RefSeq and is a predicted model, not a curated record.
AUUCUAGGAAAAAUGAAUACCAUCAAAAUAUUUUUCCCGUCUAUUGAAUAAGUUACAAAACGUUCAUAAAUACGGACGAAAUUUUCCACUAGAAAAUUACUGAAAAAGACUGAGCUAAAAGAAAUCCUCUGGCAGCAAAUUAAAGGAAGGUUCGUCAAGUUAGUAGUUUCGUAAAGAGCUGUUUCUUGGCAGAUGGAUUCUACUUUGUUAUUAAGACAACUUUGCAUGGUGGUCGCUUUGUCGUGCUUUGGAGUAUACGUCGUUAAAAGUGACUCAACAAACGAAGAGCUUCGAGAAUACUUAAAACAUUUCAACAGUAAUCGACACCAUGUGACAAACCCUGAUGGCAAGACACAUGCACGUGACUUCAUCCGGGACACAUUCAAUUCCUUUGGACUUCAUACUUGGACGGAAUCGUUCCUUCCCAAGCCUCCUGAUAAAGAGGUAGCUACAGGAGAAAAUAUCAUUAGCUUGUUACCUGGGAGAUUUGCUGGUACACGUGACGACAGGCUGAUCUUGAUUGGCUCACAUUAUGACACCAUGCGCAGAACCACAGGAGGUGUUGACGACAACGGAUCAGGCGUGGUUGCCUUGCUGCGAGUAGCAAGACUGCUGACCGCCAAAUGGGCCAAAUGCACUCGUGAAUAUUCUGUCAUGUUUGUCGCCUUUGACUUUGAAGAGUGGGAGAACAGCUUAUUACCAGGCUGCGCAUGUUCAAGUUUAGGGUGUGGAAGCCGUGCUUUUGUGGGCAACUUCAGUCAGUAUUACAAUCUGUUCCCCAACAUGUCUAUCGCUCGUUACGGUCAGCUUCAGGGUGCUAUUAUCAUGGACACUAUGAUGAACUACAACUCCACUCCUUAUUCCCAGCACAUGGAACCGAAGGAGCAGCAAUUAAUACAAMAAGUAUUCCCAGAACAGUACAAUGCCAUCGCUAAUAACCGCUUUAAAGGGGACUUCUUAAUCCUUGUAGGACGAUAUUUAAACGAUGACCAGUUGAUUAAUGCUUUUUCCUAUUACUACAAGAAAGAUAAACCAAAGUACAAGCUGCAAGUUUUUCCACUUCCUUUUGAUGGACCACCAAGCAAAAUUCUUAACACUGAUAAAUUGUCCCCGUUCCUCAGGAGCGAUCACGUCAGUUUCUGGAACAGAACUACAUCCAACAGAGCCAUCUUCUUGAGCGAUACGGCAAACAUGAGAAGCUACAUGACAACCUGUUAUCAUGAGGACUGCGAUAACAUGAAUCACGUGACUGACGACUUCCUUGGAUUCUUGUCCAAGUCAUGUGACACAAUCGUCAUGACAACUGAUGAUCUAACUAAAGCCAGAUGUAAGACGAAUUCACCACCUCAAGAGAGUUCUGAAAUGUCUACAGGUGGUAGUAUAGUACUAGGCAUGUUUAUUAGCUCAGUGAUAGCCGCUAUUGGUGCUUGCUGCUGGUGUUGCAGAAAGAAAAAGUUCAAUGAUGAUUUGGUGGCGAACGAAGAAUUGCCGAAUCGAAGCGCUACGAACCCUGUGUUUGUGGGUAGUGAAUCAGAAGGAACCGGAAACACAGGAACCGGAAACACAAGAACCGGAAACACAAGAACCGGAAACACAGGAACCGGAAACACAGGAACAGAAACAGAACCGAAUGUAUAUGAAGCAGUAGAGCCGAGAUGGAAUAUAAACGAGGCGUCAGUCAGAAGACCUGCAACGAGAAAGCCUGGAAAAAGCGGCACUUCUGAAACGCAGGGGACUGGAUCAAGAGGAAGCGGAAACCACGGGCGUGACUCCAUUGCUUAGAUUCUUAAAACCGUUAAGUUUAGGAGCAAGGCUGCUGCAUCACGUCAUAGCGUAGGACACAAUAAUGACAGACCUAGGGUCCAAACUAAGUGAAAGCCCAAAAAUGACAUUAGAUUUUAAGGGGGAAGGCAUCCGGAUAGCCCGCUAGAAAUAACAAAACUUGCACAGACCGAAAGAGCAACCAAUACUAUAUAUCUCUGCAAAGUUCUAGCUAAAAGAAGUUUUAGUUACGGAGUUACGAGCGAUUGAUUACACUCAUAAUCACAUCCUUUUUGUAAUCACUACCAAAUCCUGCAAUCUGAUUGGUUCAAAGGAGUGCGAUUAAUUCCCAAAUCGCAUCCUUAGGAGCUCUUAAUCGCAUUCUAAAAAAAAAAUUUUAAACAAUAAAA